AUGGCCUCUUUCAUGCAGUAUCUUCGUGGGGAUCCACGAGCGCCAGGCGAACGGAAGUUGGUCGUUAAACUCGACCUUUUUAUCCUUACCUUCUGCUGUUUGAUGUACUUCCUGAAUUAUCUGGAUCGGUCCAACCUCAAUAACGCGUACGUGAGUGGAAUGAAGGAAGAGCUUGGAUUUCGCGGGAACCAGCUCAACCAAAUCAACACUGUCUUCACGGUUGGGUACACAAUCGGACAAGUACCCUGCAACCUAGCACUUUACUACGUGAAACCAAAGAUCUUCUUUCCAACUUGUAUGGUGGUAUGGGCUGGCCUCACAAUGGCGACAGCCGGCGCGCAUCAUCCACGAGACAUCAUGGCCAUUCGAUUCUUCCAGGCUAUAUUUGAAGCUUCCACAUUUGUUGGGACCCACUACAUUCUAGGGUCGUGGUAUACCGGACGCGAGCUUGGCAAACGAUCGGGCAUUUUCACAGCUUCUGGACUCGCUGGGACCAUGAUUGGAGGUUUCAUACAAACCGGAAUUCACUCUAGCAUGGAUGGAUUGAGUGGUCUGUCGGGCUGGCGCUGGCUCUUUAUAGUUGAUGGCAUUAUAACACUCCCAGUUGCAGUAUACGGGUUUUUCCUCUUUCCGGAUACACCGAGAACCACCAAAGCGCCGUAUUUUACUGCAGAUGAGAAAGCUCUUGCUAUCUCUCGCGUACCCGAGAUCCCAGAACGCACGCCAAUCUCCUGGGGCUUUCUCAAACACUGCUUCUCCACCUGGUUUUGGUACUUCUUCGUUGUUCUUUGGAUGAUCGCAGGCGAGACGGAAUCGUUCAGCUCAAACGCGCUGCUGUCACUUUAUAUGAAAACACAUCCGACCAAGAAGUAUACUGUCUCGCAGCUUAAUAAUUACCCAACUGGUGUGCCGGCCGUUGGGAUUGUGUCCACCUUGUUCUGGGCGACACUGACAGAUUUCUGGGGUGGAAGACGUUAUCUAGUGGGAUAUUGGAUCGGCAUCACAGGCGUGGUAACCAGCGCUCUCAUCCUAGCCUACCCAGAAAGCACCAGCAUCAACUUUGGUAUGUAUUACUGGGCGGGAAGCGUCUAUGCGUGUCAAGCAACAUUCUUCGCAUGGGCCAACGACGUUUUGCGCUAUGAGGAAGACAGUCUGCGAGCUGUGGUCAUAGCUUCUAUGAACAUGGGAAACAACGCCAUCAAUGCGUGGUGGAGCAUUGUGUUCUAUGGCGCAAACUUCGCACCUUAUUUCACAAAGGGCAUGUACGCGAUGAUCGCUACUAGCAUUGCUUUGGCAAUCUGGACGGCACUGCUCGUGUGGAUGCAGAGACGGACAGAUCGGAGACGAGAACACGAAGGCGUCUACGCGAGUAGAGAGGAAAAAGAUCCUGUAUCUGUGCAGGAUGAGCCCGAUGAGAACAAACAUGUUAAUUUGAAAGCCUGA
Molecule: messenger RNA, 1443 nt
Organism: Didymosphaeria variabile
Lineage: Eukaryota; Fungi; Ascomycota; Dothideomycetes; Pleosporales; Didymosphaeriaceae
Exons: 6
Coding region: 1-1443 (480 amino acids)
Biological process (GO): pantothenate import across plasma membrane
Cellular component (GO): plasma membrane
Molecular function (GO): pantothenate transmembrane transporter activity
Source: RefSeq, a predicted model, not a curated record